Molecule: messenger RNA, 1559 nt
Organism: Synchiropus splendidus (mandarinfish)
Lineage: Eukaryota; Metazoa; Chordata; Actinopteri; Syngnathiformes; Callionymidae
Gene: tfpt
Product: TCF3 (E2A) fusion partner
Exons: 7
Coding region: 200-826 (208 amino acids)
Biological process (GO): positive regulation of apoptotic process; apoptotic process; apoptotic signaling pathway
Cellular component (GO): Ino80 complex
Molecular function (GO): DNA binding
Source: RefSeq, a predicted model, not a curated record
AUUCCUGCGUGUGUCGCAUGUAAAUAGUUCAUUUUCCAUUGUUUUUACAGACCUCGCUGUCGACUUUAUUUCUACUCUCUUUGCUAUGUUGUUAUGUUGACAUGAAGGUUUUGUGGACCUAUUUCUUGUGAUGUUGUGCUAACGUGUACAUUAACGACGAUUCAGAACAGACGACUUUUUUGAUCACUUCUUUCCUCGGAUGAUGGAGGAUUUUUCUGGUUUGGCGCUCCCCCCUCUUUUUGGAGGUCACAUCCUGGAGGCAGAACUGGAACCAGAUGGUGUUGAGCUGGAUGCAAGGGAGUUAGAGACAACAACCACGACUGAAGUGGAGCUAGGCCCUGCUGGUAGUGAGCUUCUGGAGAGUAACACUCAAGAGGAUGACGAGAGACGAGCUAUCGACAAAAGAAAAUACUUGGCCCUCAAUAGAAGGUGUAAAGAAAUCGAGCAGGUAAAUCAGAAAACCCUUGGCCGCCUACACCAAAUACAGAGAAUUACACGACGCUUAAAGAAGGAGAGGCGGUUCCUCAUGAAAGCCCUUGAUGCACACAGAGAUGACUAUCGAAACGCUCAGCUCACCAUCCUUCUGGAGGAAGAAUCUGCAGGACGUUUGGAUCCAGCCUCUGCAGCCGAAGAGGAUCGACUCAAUGGAGUGUCUGGUUCUGCCUCAUUGUCCAGUUUUCAUCCUGCUGUGGGCCCAAAGAAGAAACGACAUCGGGUUCCACGACCGGAAAAGGAUAAAGAUCAGCAACAAUCUGAGGCCAGCACGUCAGGGUUGGCAGAGACACAGUUUGGAGAAAUGCCCAGCCCAGCCUCUCUAUCACAUUGACCUGCACUUCUGACCUCAAUAUGUGAAUAUAAAGCCAGUUUCACAGAAUCUGUGAGCAGAUUCAAACCUGUAACAAACCAGAUGUGGUGCAGCUUUUUUAUGUUGCUUGUUAUUAACUGCUGUUAUUCAUAUGUUGACAUCAAUUGUUUAUUUUUAACCAUCCAAUUGUUUCCAAUUAUCAGAGUUUUGUUUGCUUGUUACGUCCAUGAAAACAAGACGAGACACAAAGAAAAUGCUGGUCAUGUGGCCAUCGCUAUAAUAAAUGCAGUAUGGUUGACAUGGUUGACAAAAUGUAAUGAGAUUUAUAAAAUACAAACUACAGCGUCUCUUUUCUGCCAACAAAAUACUCAAGCAGUAUUUUGUUUUUGUUUUGGGUCUGCGUGUAAAUAUAAAGUAUUUCACAUUUUUCCUCCGUCAUCAUUUGAUUUCUUGGAAACCAAAACGGAUUACAGGUUCAAUCUGGCUGUUUUUUUUCCCUAUAAACGAAUUGCAUUUCUACAGAGAGUGAAAUACAGUUUCUUUUUUGUGUCUUAAGUUUUUCUUGACCCCAAACUCUGUUGUGCUAAACUGACCCAGACACAUUGGACACUAAUAAUGUUUUUAUUAGUCUGAUUAUAUGAUCAUAUCUCAUGCCUAAGAAUUUUGAUUUAUUCUUUCACAGUUUCAUGUUGUUACACGUUUGUGAAAGUCACAUGAAUACACUCAAAUUGAUUGCUAUUCAUGAAUUACGCCU